Molecule: messenger RNA, 2241 nt
Organism: Agrilus planipennis (emerald ash borer)
Lineage: Eukaryota; Metazoa; Arthropoda; Insecta; Coleoptera; Buprestidae
Gene: Qsox1
Product: sulfhydryl oxidase 2
Exons: 2
Coding region: 367-2205 (612 amino acids)
Biological process (GO): protein folding
Cellular component (GO): Golgi membrane
Molecular function (GO): protein disulfide isomerase activity; flavin-dependent sulfhydryl oxidase activity
Source: RefSeq, a predicted model, not a curated record
AAUAGACAACAACGGGGAAUGCAUUUCAGAAAUCAGUUAGUCUACAGAAGUUGCUUGGGGCUAACGGUCGCGUUAUGACAUGUAGAACUUUCUCCCAGGCCUCGGUAACGAAAGAGGUUAUACUUAUGGACUAUUUAAUUAAAAAUCUAAUUUUAAAUCAAAGCUACCUUUAAAUCGAAAUACGUAAAUUUAUUUAAGUCUAAUAUUGACGUAAUCAAGUUAAGCUACAUACAUGUAAAUAAUUAAUAAUAUAACAGAAUUUCUCAAACAUCGUCGUUGAUCACUUACAAGGCUAUCUACAUUAUCGAAUUUGCUGAAAGUGGUCACAUUGGUGGAUACGAUAUAUUAUACGAAGACGAUACAGACAUGUAUGGCAAGGAACAAUUGUGUAGUGCUUUUAUUGUGUUAUUGUGCUUCCGAGUAACGCAAAACGCGUCUCUAAGUCUCAGUGAACAAAAUAAAUAUAAAAGUCUGAUUGAAGGCCAAGGUCUCUAUACAUUAGAUGAUGGUGUUGAAAUUUUGACUAGUCAUAAUUUUAAAAAUGAACUGUACGGCCAAAAGAACGCUUGGUUGAUAGAGUUUUAUAAUAGUUGGUGCGGUUUUUGUCAACGUUUUGCACCCUCCUGGAAAGCUCUCGCCAACGACGUGAGAGAAUGGAAAGAUUUGGUCAACAUUGGGGCGAUUGACUGCUCCGAUGACGAUAACAGCAAAAUAUGCAGGGACUUUGAGAUAAUGGCUUAUCCAACGCUGUUGUAUUUCCACGAAAAUUUCCAAGAAGGGCCCGACAAUCGCGGUGCAGAAGUUGUCAAGGGAACCGACGUCCAUACACACAGAGAAAAGUUGAUAGAGAAACUUAUCAGGGAACAAACAGAGGGCCGAGGAAAAAUAUUUCCGCCUUUGUUACCAAUACAUGAUACCUCAAAUGUUGAUAAAAUAUUUAGCGAAUUACCUGUGGAUAUUCGAUACGUUUUCUUGAUCGUUGAAUCACCUCAGUCACUUCUAGGACCAACUGUGGCUAUGGAUUUGCACAAAAUCAAUGAAAUUAGAAUACUUCAUACUUUUAAUAAUAAUUCGCAAUUACUCGGUAAACUUGGAAUUACGACCUCAACUUCGGUAAUUGCUCUGUCUUUGCCAAAAGACAUGGUUCACCUCUCAGGCGAUUUUCAAACGAGAGCUGGCAUAAGUACGGCGAUAUUAAAUUUCCUUGAGUCUAAAAAAAUUAAAAUCCCCGAAAGAUCCCCAAAACCUCCGAUAUUUACCGGUAAAUGGGCGGAUGUCGAAGUUCCCGACAUUUCUUCUCUUAUGGAAGCUAGGGAGCGAGAGGCACUCAAUAAAAAAAUAAAAGAAAUGGGCGAUGCAGUUUUCCAAAUGGAUCUCGAAACGGCCCUUCGCAUCUCUUUGAAAACUGAAGUUGGAAGAAUGAAAAAUAUAUCGGGAGAAAAACUGGCAGCUUUAAAAGCUUAUUUAAAUGUUUUAGCCAAAUAUUUUCCCUUCGGCCAAAACGGAAGGGUGUUUUUGAAUCAACUUAGGAACCGAGUCAACGAGGCAACUAAUACCAUUAAUGGGGAACAAAUAUUUGAAAUAGUCAAAGAUGCUGAGAAAGAUAACAGCAAAGUAUUUUCGUCUCCUGAACGGUGGCUAGCUUGUAAAGGGAGUAAACCCCAAUAUAGAGGAUACCCAUGCGGAUUGUGGAAGCUCUUUCACUUUCUCACCGUGAGUUCCGCCGAAAGUGAUUUAAACGACGACCACGCUGAUCCUUUAGAAGUGCUGAAUGCUAUGCACGGAUAUAUCAAAAACUUUUUUGGAUGUUUUGAUUGCAGUAAUCACUUUCAAGAUAUGGCCCGAAAAAAAGGCUUAUCAUCUGUACAGUCUCGUGAAUCUGCGGUUCUGUGGCUGUGGAUGGCCCAUAACACUGUUAAUAAAAGGUUAUCCGGCGAUUCUACCGAAGAUCCUGAAAACCCGAAAGUCCAGUUCCCUUUAACAGAACGUUGUUCUUUAUGUAAAAACACAGACGGUUCGUGGAAUUAUCCCGAAGUGCUCAAGUACCUGAAGCACGUCUAUAGUAGUAUAAAUGUCAGAUAUAUCGGCUCCGACUCCAGAAUUCUUCACUUGGGGUUAGAAGGAGCAUUGCCGAGCAACGGAUCAAGUAGCAUCUUCCAAAAUAUCGAUACGAAGGGGUUACAGGAAAAAGAUGUACGUUCAUGACAUUUUGGGAAAAGUUUAACAACUGCAACUGCAUGA